AUGGCCGUCACCAAGCAGAUCUGGACCUUGAUGAUCAAGAACUGGCGAUGCACCCUCCUCCGCCACUCCACCGCUUGCAUAUUAAUGGCCUUUAUCGUGCCCAUUGCCCUCUCGGCCUUUUUCAGCUACGCCAAGAACCUGUUCGUCCCGCCCGCCGUAUUUGGAAUCAGUGGCGUCCACCCCGUCCGGUCGCUCGACGAUGCGUUUGCCGCCGCGAUCGGCAGCCGUCGCGACAAGGUGCUGCUCGUCAACGCCGGGCCCUCGGGCGGCCAGAUCGACGCCGUCCUCGACAGGCUCGAGUCCCAGAUCGGGAGCGCCAACGAUGCGAUGCGCGCCGUCCGCCUGGACAGCGAGGAUGACAUCGCCGCCCAGUGCCCCAGCAGCCUUCGCGGCGUCACCAACUGCUACGGCGCCGUCAUCGUACGGUCCAGCCCCGAGCAGGGGCAGGCCACCUUCUGGAACUACACGAUCCGCUCCGAUGCCGCCUUCUCCAGCGCCUCUUCCAAGAUCGAGGUCGAUUCCGACUCCAACCCCCAGCAGGUUUACCUCAUCCCCCUUCAGCACGCCGUCGACUCUGCCAUCGCCAGCCUCGACGACAGCACUUCCGGCGCCCUCGACGGCGUCGGUGAGCUGGCCUACACGAGCAUGACGCCCAAAGAGCGCGAGGCCGAGGUCCGCAAGCUGUACCAGCGCUCCAUCGUCAACUUCAUGGGUGUCGUCUUCGUCGCCUCCGUCCUUUGGGUCACCUACCACCUCACCGGGUUCAUCGCCUCGGAGCGCGAGAGCGGCAUGUCCCAGCUCGUGGACGCCAUGAUGCCCGUCCGCUACCAGUGGACCGGCCUCGCCGCCCGCAUCGUCGCCCACCACCUGUCCUUCAGCAUCGUCUACGCGCCCGCCUGGAUCAUCUCGUCCAUCAUCGUCCGCCAGGGCGUCUUCCCCCACACCAGCGUUGCCAUCGUCCUCUUCUUCGUCCUUCUCGGCGGUCUCGCCUUCACCUCCAUGUCCAUCCUCUUCGCCUCCUUCUUCAGACGCGCCCAGCUCAGCGGCAUCACUGCCAUCCUCUCCUGCCUGCUCCUCGCCAUCCUUGCGCAGUCCAUCACCCAGCCCGACACCGUCAUCGUCGCCGUCCUCUCCGUCCUCUUCACACCUUGCACGUUUGUCUACUUCGUCACCUUCAUGGCUCGCUUUGAGCGUGUGGGGCGGCCUACGGACCUUGCUCAGGACCCGCCCUCGAGCCCCUGGAAGCUCCCUGGGAUCUUCUUCUGGAUCAUGCUCGUCAUUCACAUCUUUGGAUACCCCCUCAUCGGCGCCGUCAUCGAGCAGUACCUCUACGGUACGUCCACCAAGGGCCGCCAGUACAGGGGCGGCGCCUCGGCCGACCACGGCGAUAAUGCCGUGGAGCUCCGGGGAUUCAGCAAGAUCUACCAGCCCAGCUUCUUCUCGCGCCUGUUCGCCACCAAGUCCAAGCCUGCCAACCCCGUCGUCGCUGUCGACAACCUCAGUUUCGAUGCUGGACGCGGUCAGAUCGUCGCCCUCCUCGGUGCCAACGGCAGUGGAAAGAGCACCACGCUCGACGCCAUCGCCGGUCUGCACAGGCUGACUGACGGCACCAUCACCAUCGACGGCACCGGCGGUCUCGGCAUUGCCCCGCAAAAGAAUGUUCUGUGGGAUGACCUGACUGUCGAGGAACACCUCCACAUAUUCAACCGUCUCAAGAGCCCGGAUGCGAGGGCCUCGCGCCGAGAGAUCGCCGACCUCAUCGAGGCCGUCGACCUGACUAAGAAACGCAAGGCCCUCUCCAAGACCCUCUCCGGCGGUCAGAAGCGCAAGCUCCAGCUCGGCAUGAUGCUGACGGGCGGCAGCGCCGUGUGCUGCAUCGACGAGGUCAGCAGCGGCAUCGACCCCCUGUCGCGGAGGAAGCUGUGGGACAUCCUCCUUGCCGAGCGUGGAAGGCGCACAAUGAUCCUGACGACGCAUUUCCUCGACGAGGCCGAUCUUCUCGCCGACCACAUCGCCAUCCUCUCCAAGGGCACGCUGCGCGCUCAGGGCUCAUCGGUCGAGCUCAAGGACAGGCUCGGUGGCGGAUAUAGGGUCACCGUCCACAGAGCGCCCGGACUGAAGGCGCCCGAUGUCGAGGGCGUGACCAGGAAGGAGACGCUCGACCUCGUCAUCUACGUCUCCCCGUCCGCCACGCUGUCGGCCCGCGUCAUCAAGGAGCUCGAAGACGCUGGGAUCGCGGACUACCGGUUCUCCGGUCCGACAAUCGAAGACGUCUUCCUUCAGCUGGCUGAGGAGAUCCGGGACGAGGAGGCUUUCCGUGGGGCCCAUCAGGAGACGUACGCCAAGGAGAAGAUACGCACGUCCCCAGACGAGGACCUCGACACAGCCUCUUCCGAGGAUGGCCUCAAGCUCAUGGACGGUCAGCUCAUCGGAUACUUCAAGCAGUCCUCGAUCCUGUUCAAGAAGCGUCUUACCGUCCUCAAGCGCAACUAUCUUACGUACCUCAUCGCCUUUGUCCUCCCCGUUUUCGCUGCCGGCCUCACAUCCCUCUUCGUCAGCGGCCAGGACCUCCCCGGCUGCUCUCCCAACGACCGCAAUUCGAAGUCCAGCACCGAGGAUGCCUUCACGCAGAGCCAGGAGACGGAUGAUGUGAUCAGCCUCUUUGCCGGCCCGGCGGCCAGCCUGACAAAUGCCACGCUGACGCGGCUCUUCGGGCCACUCUUCGCAGGCGACGGAGGUGACGGUGGCGGCGGAUCGGGUGGUGAUGCCCUGAGCAAGAUCCAGAUGCUCGACACAUACGAAGACUUCACCGAGUUCGUCGAGAGCAACCGUGAGAAGGCAACGACGGGUUUCUGGCUCGGAGACGGCUCGAGUCCGGCUACGUUCGCCUGGGUGGCCAACCUCUUCGUCACGAGCCCCAUACUCGCCCAGCAAUUCCUCGACGGCGUGCUCACAAACACGACGAUCCAGACGACCUGGUCUGCCUUCGCCGUGCCCUUCAACCCCAGCACGGGCGACUCGCUCAACCUCGUCAUCUACAUGGCUCUCGCGCUCGCAUGCUACCCUGCCUUCUUCGCUCUCUACCCGAGCCACGAGCGCCGGUGGUCUGUGCGUGGGCUCGAGUACUCCAACGGCGUGCGUCCCGUGCCCCUGUGGAUGGCCUACCUCGUCUUCGACUUCCUCUUCACCCUCGGCACAGCCGCCCUGGUGACGGUCGUAUGGGUCAGCCUGUCGAGCAUGUGGUAUCACGUCGAGUACGUCUUCGUCGUCUUGUUCCUGUACGGCCUGGCCUCGACCGUGCUCGCCUACUUCAUCUCGCUCUUCACCAAGACGCAGCUGGCCACGUAUGCUUGGGCCGCCGGCAUCCAGGUUGUCGGUUUCCUGGUGUACCUGAUCGCCUACCUGUGCGUCAUCACGUACGUGGCAGUCGAAGACAUCGAGUCGAGCCUCCGCGUCGUGCACUUCGUCAUCUCGGCCUUUGUCCCCAUCGGCUCGGCCAUGCGUGCACUGUUUGUGACCACGAACCUCUUCUCGACGACCUGCGAUGGGCAGGAGAUCUCAUCGGACCCUAGCGCUAUGCUCCAGUACGGAGGCCCCAUCCUCUUCCUCAUUCUGCAGUCCGUCAUCCUGUUCCUGCUCGUCAUCUGGUUCGACAGCGGAUCCGUCGGCUCGUCCGUGCGCGGACUGUUCCGCAAGGACCGCGUGCCAGACUCGGAGGGCGACGUUGACGAGGAGGUCAGCAAGGAGCUGACCCGUCUGGAAGAGACGGGCUCGCGGGAGAACGGCCUGCGCGUCAUGCACCUCACCAAGACGUUCAAGAACAACAUCGCCGUCGACAACGUCACCUUCGGCAUCCGACGCGGCGAGGUGUACGCCCUCCUAGGACCCAACGGUGCCGGAAAGUCGACGACCAUCUCCCUGAUCCGCGGUGACAUCAAGCCCAGCAGGAACGGAGGCGACGUGCUUGUCGAGGAAGACUCGGUCACCGAGGACCUAGCGGCGGCGCGCACGAACCUGGGCGUCUGCCCGCAGAUCGACGCAGUAGACCACAUGACGGUGCGGGAGCACCUCGAGUUCUACGCCAGGGUGCGCGGAAUCGCGGACGUCGAGCACAACGUGUCGGCCAUCCUCAACGCCGUGGGCCUCGCGUCGUUCGAGACACGCAUGGCGGCGGCCCUAUCGGGCGGCAACAAGCGCAAGCUCAGCCUGGGCAUCGCCCUGAUGGGCAACCCGACCGUCGUCCUCCUGGACGAGCCUUCCUCUGGCCUGGACGCGGCGUCCAAGCGCAUCAUGUGGAAGACCCUGGCGGCCCUGGUGCCCGGCCGGUCCAUCCUCCUGACGACGCACAGCAUGGAGGAGGCCGACGCGCUGGCGCACCGGGCGGGCAUCAUGGCGCGGCGCAUGCUGGCCAUGGGCACACCGGACGAGCUGCGCCGCCGGUUCGGCGACAUGCUGCACAUCCACCUCGUGCACCGGGACGCGCCGCGCACGACGGACGCCGAGAUGGACCGCGUGACGCGCUGGAUCCGCGAGAGCCUCCCGACCGCUGACGUCGAGACAAAGACGUACCACGGCCAGCUCCGCUUCCAGGUCUCUGCCACCGACGUGCUGGCCGCGACGGGCAGCAUGGCCCGGCAGGAGCAGCAGAAGAGGACGGCCGGCGACGGCGUGACCGGCGAUGCCGAGGCCGCGGCCAACAACCGGAGCGCCAUAGGACGCCUCCUCAUCCUGCUGGAGGAGAACAGGUCCGCCCUGGGGAUAGGACACUACAGCGUCAGCCCCACUACUCUGGACGAGGUCUUCCUCUCCAUCGUGGGACGGCAUAAUGUCCAGGAAGAAGGGUACGAGGACAAGAAGAAGUCUCUGUGGAAGAGGUUAUUCAAGUGA
Messenger RNA from Geosmithia morbida, 4887 nucleotides. Its product is annotated as ABC-type branched-chain amino acid transport system, ATPase component. Gene Ontology annotation, biological process: transmembrane transport; lipid transport. The transcript has a single exon. Gene Ontology annotation, molecular function: ATP hydrolysis activity; ATP binding; ABC-type transporter activity. The coding region runs from base 1 to 4887 and encodes 1628 amino acids. Gene Ontology annotation, cellular component: membrane; intracellular membrane-bounded organelle. Lineage: Eukaryota; Fungi; Ascomycota; Sordariomycetes; Hypocreales; Bionectriaceae. The record is from RefSeq and is a predicted model, not a curated record.